AUGCACAGAGCUUUAAGACAUAUAUUGGCGGCACAACGCCUGCGCCCGUUUAGUCGGAACUAUUCUGUUGUGGGCACCGAUGCGACGGUGGUUCGUGGCCUCGUGGGCGCGAUUGGGAACACGCCGUUAAUCCGCCUCAAUAAACUUAGUGAACAGACGGGUUGCGACAUACUGGGAAAAGCUGAAUGGAUGAACCCUGGGGGAUCUGUCAAGGAUCGUGCAGCUUUGUACGUUGUAAAGAACGCCGAAGAACUGGGGCAACUGAAACCAGGAGGAACUGUGGUAGAAGGGACCGCAGGAAAUACAGGAAUUGGGUUGGCACACGUUUGCCGGUCAAAGGGAUAUAAUCUCGUAAUAUACAUGCCCAACACACAAAGUCAGGAAAAGAUUGAUCUUCUACGGAUGCUUGGUGCCGAUGUUCGGCCAGUUCCUGCUGUACCUUUUACCGACCCUGCCAACUACAAUCACCAAGCCAAAGCAUUUGCAGAGUCCCUUCCCAAUGCUGUGUGGACAAAUCAAUUUGAUAAUGUCGCGAAUCGGCAAGCGCACAUCGAGACCACUGGACCCGAGAUUUGGCGUCAAACUGGCGGCAAGCUGGAUGGUUUCGUAUGUGCCACAGGAACCGGUGGCACAUUAGCUGGUACAGCAAGAUAUCUGAAAGAAAAGUCAGAUGGCCAGGUGAAGGUGUUUAUUGCUGACCCGCCAGGCUCCGUAUUGUACGCAUAUAAAAAAGAGGGCCAGCUGACGCGCACGGGCGACUCUUCCAUUACGGAGGGAAUCGGCCAAGGUCGUCUUACGGACAAUCUGGCUCCUGACUGGAAACUGAUUGAUGAUGCUGUGCAUAUCCCAGACGCGGAGACGAUCGAGAUGGUGUAUCGUCUAUUGGACGAGGAAGGCAUCUUCAUUGGUGCUAGCUCGGCAUUGAACGUUGUGGCAGCGACAAAGAUGGCCCAGCAACUAGGACCUGGUAAACGAAUCGCCACUAUGAUCUGCGACGGCGCCGCCAGGUAUCAAUCACGAUUGUUCAGCAAGGCGUGGUUGGAGAGCAAGGGCUUGUUAGAUGCAAUUCCCCAACAUUUACAUAAAUACAUUCUCUUAGCAUAG
Molecule: messenger RNA, 1104 nt
Organism: Spizellomyces punctatus DAOM BR117
Lineage: Eukaryota; Fungi; Chytridiomycota; Chytridiomycetes; Spizellomycetales; Spizellomycetaceae
Product: cysteine synthase
Exons: 4
Coding region: 1-1104 (367 amino acids)
Cellular component (GO): cytoplasm
Molecular function (GO): cysteine synthase activity
Source: RefSeq, a predicted model, not a curated record